AUGCUGCCACCCAACUGCUCAGUGGUGCACAGCCACGCGGUGGAGGCAGCCACGGCCGCGCUGCUGCUGCUGGAGUGUGCCCUGGGCGCGCUGGGCAACGCCGUGGCGCUCUGGACCUUCUUCUUCCGCCUGAAGGUGUGGAAGCCCUACGCCGUCUACCUGUUCAACCUGGUCCUGGCGGACCUCCUGCUGGCCACCUGCCUGCCCUUCCACGCCGCCUUCUACCUGCGGCGCAAGACCUGGGGCCUGGGCCGCACGUCUUGCCAAGUGAUGCUCUUCCUGAGGGCCCAGUGCCGCGGGGCGGGCGUCGCCUUCCUCACCGCCGUGACCCUGGACCGCUACCUCCGGGUGGUCCACUCGCGGCUCAAGGUCAACCUUCUGUCGCUGCGGGCAGCCUGGGGCAUCUCGGUCCUGGUCUGGUUAACGAUGGCAGCCCUCACCCACCAGAGCGUGUUCCUCUCUGAGGCCGAGUGCCCCAGUUCUGAGCCCAGGAUGGAGUCCUCCUUCAGCCUGAUCUGGCAGGAAGCGCUCUUCUUCCUCCAGUUCAUCCUUCCCUUCGGCCUCAUCCUCUUCUGCAGCACCGGAAUCAUCAGGACGCUCCAGAGGAGACUGCGAGACCCAGACAAGCAGCCCAAGCUGCAGAGGGCCCAGGCGCUGGUGGCCGUGGUCGUGGUGCUGUUCACGCUGUGCUUUCUGCCCAGCUUCCUGGCCCGCGUCCUACUGGCCAUCUUCCAAAGGACACACACCUGUGGGGUCCUGAGCGCCAUGGUGCACGCCGCGGACGUGACCGGCAGCCUCACCUACCUGCAGGGCGUGCUGAACCCGGUGGUGUACUGCUUCUCGAAUCCCACCUUCAGGCGCUCCUACCGCAAGCUCUUCUACACCCUCACCCUCAGAGGCCGAAAGCAGGAAGCAGAGGCUCCGGGCUACGAGCUCAGAGACUCCUACUCCUGA
This is a messenger RNA of Hippopotamus amphibius kiboko, 954 nucleotides long. RefSeq names its product G protein-coupled receptor 31 (gene GPR31). Gene Ontology annotation, cellular component: membrane. Bases 1 to 954 code for a protein of 317 amino acids. Gene Ontology annotation, biological process: G protein-coupled receptor signaling pathway. Lineage: Eukaryota; Metazoa; Chordata; Mammalia; Artiodactyla; Hippopotamidae. The transcript has a single exon. Gene Ontology annotation, molecular function: G protein-coupled receptor activity. The record is from RefSeq and is a predicted model, not a curated record.